AGCCGAAAUCUCCCCCCCAGCAUCUCCUCCCAAUGCGAGGACAAUGGGACUGUGGUGCUAACGGCAGAGAGCGUGCGAGGGGAGACGGCAGACAUACCGCCCGGAAAAAAAAAGACCUAGCAACAUGGAAGAACGGCUACCUUAGCGGUGGGAUAGUGAUGCUGCCGUGAGAAAUGCCACCCCUGCGCACCUCUCGUUUGCUCCUGCUCUUUCUUUUCCUCGGCGACGUCUGGGAGGUUUCCCCCAAAUCCAUACCGGACCAGGGGACACACGAGGUCUUCAUCAGAGUUCAAGUGUUUGACAACAGCGACCUUUCACCCUUGGCCCGCGCGGCUGUGGAGGUUUAUGGGAACCAGUCGACCUUGGCGUCUGGAGUGGCGGGCGACGAUGGGGCCGUCGCGGUCAGGUUCCAGUACCGGCCGGGGACGUGGGUUAUUGUUACCGCCUCCAGGCAAGGCUUCGUCACCAACUCGGCGCCCUGGCACGCCAGCAGAAUACCCUUGUACGCCUCUGUUAGUCUCUACCUCCUUCCCCAGAGACCGGCGACUCUCAUCCUCUACGACGAUGUGGUCCAGGUUCUGCUAGGAUCCCCAGGAGCCAGGAACCAGCCCUGGGUGCAGUUCCAGAGGAAGGCGGUCCGCCUGCCGCUCAACUCCACCUACACAGAGCUGUCCGCGGUGCUGACCUCGGCCAAGAGCCAGUACGAGAUCGGGGGCUUCCCCUACCUCCUUGGCCAGGAGAGCAACGGCACAGGGGGGAAUGGCAGCUGGCUGGACCUGACGGCAGUGGCGGCGGUCAGCGCCCACCUCUUCACCCGGAAUGGGACGCUGAUCCAGGUGUCGGACCCCGUCCACAUCUCCAUCCCCAUGCCCAGCGACAGCCCCGUGAGGGUGGCCACCAGCAUCCCCGCCUGGAGGUUCGACUCCAAGACAGGGGUCUGGGUCAGGAAUGGGACGGGAUACAUAAAGAAAGAGGGAGCCCAGCUGACUUGGAGUUUCGUAGCCCCUCAGCUUGGCUACUGGAUCGCCGCUGUUCCUUCCGCCACAGGAGGCAUGGCUCUGAACCCUUCAGGUCUGCGGGACAUCACCACGUAUCACACCAUCUUCCUGCUCACUAUCCUGGGCUCGAUGGCCCUGCUGGUCCUGAUCCUGCUCUGUCUGCUGCUGUAUUACUGCAGGAGGAGAUGUCUGAAGCCCCGACAGCAACACCGCAAAAUGCACAUUUCCUCGACGCUGGACAGCUCCAAGAAGGACCAGGGGACCUCGACCUCUCACAUCAACCUGAUCAGCAGCAGCCACAUCGAGACGGCCUCUUCCAAUGGGGACAUGGACGCCAACACCCCCGUCAUGAAGUCGGCCUUCUCCUCCUCGCGGGAGUUCCAGAGCUCCCGGGAGGAGUUCUUCAAGCAGAUCCCGGCGCAGAAGGGGAGGCACUCCAAGUUCAACACGGACACCAUCACCCGCCGGGGGGUGGAGAGCUUCCAAAUGAAGGUGGCCCGGUCCGCAGAGGUCCCCAACAACCUGGCCGGCCAGCAGAAUGUGGAGGAUAAGAGUGGGGAAGGUCAUCGGCGCCAUGUUGUCAAUGACAACAAAGCCUACUCCCAGGAUCCCCCCUCCCCGCCUCCCCUGCCCCCACCUUUUGAGCACUACCAGGGGCACAAGGUGGAAAAUAAGCCCCCGGAUUUCUUGAUAUCCCAGUCUGCGGACCACCUGGCCAGACCCACCUCCUUGUCCCACCCGGGCCAGCUGAUCUUCUGUGGGUCCAUCGACCAGAUGAAGGACAACAUGUACAGAAGCGUGAUGCCCACUCUGGUCAUCCCGGCGCAUUACAUGAGACUGUCUUCGGAUUUCUCGGGCAUGGAGCACGCCAUGGGGAUGGGCCUGGACCAGCAGCAGCAGCAGCACCAGCAGGAGAUGGAGGGGAUCCACGUCAACCUUUCCAUGCCCCACCAGCUGACUCCGCAGCAACAGCAGCAGAUGCAGCAGCAGGCCAGCCAGCAAAAUGAAGACCCCGAGGGCCGGGGGUGGGGGCCCCACCCUUCCACGGGGCCCGUCCGGAUCCCCGUCCUGUUCAACGACUCCACCAUGAACCAGAUGAACGGGGAGCUCCAGGCGCUGACGGAGAAGAAGCUCCUGGAGCUGGGGGUCAAGCCGCACCCCAGGGCCUGGUUCGUCUCCCUGGAUGGGCGCUCCAACUCCCACGUGCGGCACUCCUACAUCGACCUGCAGGGCGGCGAGAGGGUCCGCAGCAACGACGCCAGCUUGGAUUCGGGGGUGGACGUGAACGAGGCCAAGCCCCACAGGAGGCUCAAGGAGGACCGGGAGAGGGCGGGCCCCGGGAGCAUGGCCUACUCCAAGCUGGCCUACAUGGACGACACCGAGCAGAGCAGCAGCGAGAGCCGGACGGCCAUGUGCUCGCCGGAGGACAACUCCCUCACCCCACUCCUGGACGAGAGCCUGGAGAGCCGGGGGGCCACCAUCCCCAGGAAGGGGCGCAGCAGGGGCAACAGCUCCAGGAGCAGCAACAGCGAGAUCCGGCGAGACUCCAUGACGAGUCCCGAGGACGAGAUGAACGAUCAGUCGGGAGAAGGCGACGACCAAGGGGAGAACAAGAAGAGCCCCUGGCAGAAGAGAGAGGAGAGGCCUCUGAUGGUCUUCAACGUCAAGUAGGCCCGGAGGCCUGGCGUUCUCCUGUUCCAGAAGCGGUGGGGAGGGGGGAGGUCGCAUCCCUUGACACAGUUACCAACCCAUUUCCUUAACCGGCGUCACUAUACAUCCUUGUGGGGGGGAGGGGUGGGUAAAAGGAAGAGACAAGCACAAGCUGGGCACGGACCGCGUGAGACCCGCUAUGUUCAUAGUCGCCUCCAUCGUUUCAAAGUGAACGUUUCCAUUUCCUUCGUAGUACUUUUAAUCCACAUUCAUUCGGCAGCGGUGGAUUAUUGAGUUGGCAUCCCUGGCAUUUGGUCUGGACUUGAAAUUGGCGAAACCUUUUGACCUUUUGAACUUGAAAGCCGCGUCCUGGGGGAGACUAGCCAGCUCGGGGUGUCGUUUACCAAGGCUGGAGACGUUUGUGCCCAUGAGUACUGAGCUGUGAACCUCUCUCGUCAGCUUGCCAAAGGACUGUCGUCCUUAUAUAUUCCUGUUACCAGAAAAAUCUACGGUGAGCCAUUUUGUAUUGACUUUUGGAAUGAUCCAGCAGGUUUUAUUGAACUGCUUUAUUCCUAUGGAAAGCAGGUGAAAGGGACUGGGGUGAGGCAGGGCAGAGCGCGGGCGUGGUGUAAAUAUUGCUCGAUUCCUCCUCUUGGUCGGACCCAGGUGCAACAGCCCGGCAGUCGGGUGGGCUGGACCAGUUCUGAGCACGUUCCUUGCCAGUGCAGUUUGGGGACGAGAUCAGAAAAGGGAGGAAAUAGAAUGGACUGGACUGGCAACGUGCAGAGGGGCGUUUCUGUUUUGUAGGUGAACGUUCAUUUUAUUUGGAGCAGAGGAAGCCCCCCUCAGCAGAACAGCCUCUCCGUGGAGCAGCUAACGCUGUUUGUCUCCAGGAAGUUGCUCUUUUUGCCCGCCUGGGCUGCUGAAUCCCGACCUGAUGGAGCGGCUCGGCGCUUUGCAGCUGGGCGUGUUUUGCCACUUGGGAAGGAUGCAGGGGAAAAGGGACGGAGAGACUCUUCUCAAAUCUCAGCAGCUGUUGCAAAAGAGGAUUCUUUUUGUUUAGUUUUGUUUCGGAGUUUUUUUUUUGCAGUGCUGUGAAUGAACCGUGUGGCUGUUUGGAGUUUUUUGGUCAGCAGUUUUUCUAACCUGUGGAUUUAAUGACUAGACUGUACAGCGUGUAAUAUAACCUUUGUUAAAGCAUACACUGAAAAAGAAAUGUUUAACAGCUCAUCUCAGCCGUUCUGUAGGCAGUGUUUCUAAGGGGCGCCUCAUUAAUAUGUUAUAAGAGGGCAGCUCUUAUGUUCAGUGCAAAAUCUGGAUUACGUCAUUGUUGACCGUCCCCAGGAGAAACAUAUUUGCAAAUGACGGAGAUUUGGAAUGCAUCCUGUAAGGUCUGGAUUGUGAAAAAAAAUCAGCAAAACAAAUAUGAUUGGUAGAUUGCAGUUUCUAUUGCAAACCUUGCAAUGUAAAGAUGAUAAAGGUUUUGUGCUGAACAUUCAAGAUUCAAGAAACAGUUGUCCCUACCUCUCAUAUGCAUUUAUUUAAAGCACAAUAUAAAAAUGUCCGUAGCCGAAUUACUUCUGUAGGUUUGAAAGCAGGGGUUCUUUCGACUCAGUCCAAAAAAUAUUUGAAUCACUAAAAAUGGACUCCUGAUUGCAAACAACAAGGCACAUUCACUUAACUGUCUGAUUGUUUCUAGGCAGAUAGUGAAUGGGGAUUAAUUAGGAUCAAUGAGAAAGGUGCACAGAAACCAGAAUAACUGGUUAUUCAAUGCAGUAGUAGAGCAUCUCUGCCUAUAUCCUUUCAGCUGCACGUGUGUGUGAGGUCAGAGGAAUCAGCUUUUUGCCCUGCUUAUAACAUGUAAAUGAACGUGGAGGAAGAGCUUGCACCUGAUCCCUCUCACUAUCCGCUUGCUGAAGACAGAUCUUAAUCAAGUGCCUUCUUUGCAUAGAUCUUCUGGAUUCUGAAGGCCCUUUCUAGCAUGCAGUGAACUGAUUUUGUGUUUCUUGCAACCAAAAAAAAAAAUUCAUCGGUAAAACAAAACAUGUCAGUUCAUGGCUACAUAUUUGCGAAAAAGGUCACAGAUUUAGCAGACGUGCCAAACCAACUGACUUUAGCCCAAUUUAUAAAGUGCUUUUUUUUUUACCUGCAUUCUUUCCAAAAUCUAAACUAUGUGAUAAAGUUUUUUUAGAAGAAAAAAGUAAUGGAAUUAUAAAAAAGUACUAUCUUGCAUGCACACUGUAGAGUAGAGAUAAAAAUGGUAUAGGACAUGUCUUUGGUGAAGAUGAGGGAAAGUUUCAAUUUGAAGAUAAAUUUGUACGGGAAUAUUUUUUUUAAAUUACAGUACCAGUUCAGUGUCCUUCAGGACCACAAAGCUGUUUUAAUUAUUUUCUUAACAAAAACAUAAGUAUCUUCCUUAGUAUAAGUAUAAUAACUUCCAUUGCACAAUAAGCAACAGCACUGCCUAUGACCACUCUACACAAAAUGCUUUUAAAAGGAUGCUCACUCUGUGAAUGGAGUUAUUAUCCUCGUUUUUUUGGUUAGGUUUGUUUUUGCAAUUUAUUGAAACACUAUUUGCCAGUUUUACUAAAAAAUGCUAAACCUCACACUUUCUGCUACCAUGUCUCUGUGUUUUAUAAGUAAAAAUGAAUAUGAAUAUGUUCUUUUUACAUUUAAGCCAUAAUUGCCUGCUCAUUUAAUCUCAGAACUAUUCCUCCAGCAUUGGGUUUAUACCUGUUACCCAGAAUGUACUUCUGAUUUAUAUUGAAAGCAAACCUCAUCCCUUUUUUUUAUAAUCAGUGCUUAUUGCUGUGCGGAGUCAAUGAGUGAGAGUUUUUAGAGGAAACUGGUUUAUUUAAAGAUGUUGUGAAGCCACUGCCCUUGUGUACUAGUCUGUAGGAAAGGAGUUCAUUUCAUAGGGUGUUUGGGACAGUGUUGGCCCUAAUAGGUCAGCCUUCAUUUUAAGAUGGAAAUAAAAAAAUAAAGAAAAAUGUACAUAAAACAAAAACAAAGACACCUCUUUGUUAAAUACUGGCUACACAAUAUCUGUUUUUUUUCCCCAAUUUGUACUAAUUAUGAUUUCAUUUGCAGAUCACUGACCUGUUCCUACUCUUUCCAUUUGGAAUAUCCUUUGCCAAGAGAAGCAGAAGGGAGGGUUCUCAGAGUGUUUCAGUAAAUCAAUGUAGGAUUAAAGCCUUCGACUACAUUGCUGUCCAGUCUACAGGGCCCUGCCAACAUCCCAAGUAGUUACACUUUGAAAUAAUCAGUUUGCUCGUCCCAUGUUGAGAUAUCUCUGCCUUAAAGAAUCUUUUGACCUUCAUUGAGAGGCAUUUGGUGUCAGGAAUUAACCCAAUAGGUUAAAUAUAGAUUUGGUAACUUUUGGAGGUAUGUAUUCUAUUGAGACUACCUUCAAAAACAAUCAUGCAGACCAGCAAAAUGAUACUUGGUUUGGAGCAUUUCCCUAUUGAAGUUGAUCUUCUUCGACGUGAUUAAAGAUCUGAAGCUGGACAAAUUUAUUUCAGCUGCAGUAUUUGAACAUGAGACUUGAAGAUUUUGAGGUGCCUGUUAGAUUUUGGAAGUGCAAAGAAUUUGCUGGGAUUAGAUCCAAGAUGCCUGUUUCUCUAAAUUCAUUCCCUGUGCUUUUAUUCUUCUGGUAUUUACUCGUGUGUUUUAUUUGCCAGUUUGUAUUCGUUUCUACCCGUCUUGCUUGACACAUGACGUUGGAGACGCGUGUCCCAGUGUACUACACUUUGCUUCUUUUUCCACGACUCGCCAUAGCACGGGUUUGUGAGGGAUCAGCUUCCUUGCUGAUCUGCUUUUACUUCCUGUGCAUCCCACGGAACACACCCUCAGCCGAUCUGAGCUCCACCUCAGUCAUUCCUCGGGAUUUACCUUGGGCUGCGAUGAUGGAAAGGCACGUUGAUGACCAGACCCUGCAAGAGCUGCAGUAUAUUGUUGCAAAAAAAAAAAUCCCACCUCAAGGUCUCCUGAUUAAAAGAUAACAUUCCUGGUCAUUUUAUGGCUAAAAUCAGGUCUUAAAAACCAGCCCAUGCUCUUCUAGAUGAUGCACAACUGUGAAAUAUUUGUGCCUUAGCUCUGCUCCGUGCAUAUUCCUUAGGCGUCCAUUGUUAUCCUGUGUAGACACUUUGGGGUGAUUUUUCUCUUUUAAAACAUGAUCGCACAAAAGGGUCAAAUUUCCUUUUGCCUUGCCCUGUAUUGUGUGGCUCAGGUGUUAAUGUCCAGCCAUAUUCUCCCCUUGGCGCACAUGCGUGGAAGUCCUGGCAAGACUGCUGUGCCAUCGUCUGACCCAGUUUAACCCUGUGUGCGCUCCGCACGUGUCAUUGUGUUUCUCCAGCAGUCUUGCAGGGUCGGCACACAUGGAUGAGUUUAAAGAAGAGGUUGCUAGACUAUGAAUAAUAAAGCCAGUCACAUGCCAAAGUGGGUAUUACACCUAUAUGCUCUAGUUCUGCCAGGAAUCUACUGCCCUGCAUGAAGCUGGACAUGAACGAAAUGCAGUUGAUGCUCUCAGAAGUGUGAUUUGGCGUACUAUCGCACAAUACUCCUAAAAAAAUCUGAGACCUUUUUUUUAUGUUUGUUUUUGGAAAUUUUGCUUCCCAGGUCUUUUAUUUUUUGAGGUCGCUUCUUUGUUUAACCAACCGCUUUAGAAAGGACCGAAUUUUUGUUUUGAAAAGCGAUUGGUGUCGAGCAUCUAAUCUCUCCACAAGGUGGCAGCAGUUUGCAAAUGAUUGAAAAGGCCGAAUAAGCAGGGCUGAGAAAUGCUAUGUCAUCCCUUAAGGCUGUUUUUUUUGUGUGUAAUGAACGUGCAGCAAAUCCAUUCCUCUGUGGCUAAGUAGUAGGUUGUAGUUUCUUUUGGUUCAUACUAAAACAUACCACCCCCUUGACUGAAAGAUGCCAUUUUCUUCUGUUUCUCUGAUUUUCUUUCUCCUUUCUGUUUUUGUGCAAUCUUUUAUGCUUGUUCUUAAUGAUGUUAAUAUACAAAGCUGAUUAAAGAAUUUAACAAGUGA
Messenger RNA from Lepisosteus oculatus (spotted gar), 7672 nucleotides. RefSeq names its product family with sequence similarity 171 member A2a (gene fam171a2a). The record is from RefSeq and is a predicted model, not a curated record. Lineage: Eukaryota; Metazoa; Chordata; Actinopteri; Semionotiformes; Lepisosteidae.